UUAUGCAUGGAAAUGAAGUUGGCAGUAUCAUCGGAAAGAAAGGAGAAUCCGUUAAAUAGAUGAGAGAGGAGAGUGGUGCACGUAUCAACAUCUCAGAAGGAAAUUGUCCUGAGAGAAUUAUCACUUUGGCUGGACCCACUAAUGCCAUCUUCAAAGCCUUUGCCAUGAUCAUUGACAAACUGGAAGAGGACAUCAGCAGCUCUAUGACCAAUAGUACAGCUGCCAGUAGAUCCCCAGUCACUCUAAGGCUGGUGGUUCCUGCUAGUCAGUGUGGCUCUCUCAUUGGAAAAGGCGGUUGCAAGAUCAAGGAAAUACGAGAGAGUACAGGGGCUCAGGUCCAGGUGGCUGGGGAUAUGCUCCCCAAUUCAACUGAGCGGGCCAUCACUAUUGCUGGCAUUCUGCAAUCCAUCAUUGAGUGUGUCAAACAGAUCUGCGUGGUCAUGUUGGAGUCCCCUCCGAAGGGCAUGACCAUCCCGUACCGGCCCAAGCCUUCAAGUUCUCCAGUCAUCUUUGCAGGUGGUCAGGCCUAUACCAUUCAAGGACAGUAUGCCAUUCCACAGCCAGAUUUGACCAAGCUGCACCAAUUGGCAAUGCAACAGUCUCAUUUUCCCAUGACGCAUGGCAACACCGGAUUCAGUGGCAUUGAAUCUAGCUCUCCAGAGGUGAAAGGCUAUUGGGCAAGUUUGGAUGCAUCUGCUCAGACUACUUCUCAUGAACUCACCAUUCCAAAUGAUUUGAUUGGCUGCAUAAUCGGGCGUCAAGGCGCCAAAAUCAAGGAGAUCCGUCAGAUGUCUGGGGCACAGAUCAAAAUUGCGAAACCAGUGGAAGGAUCUACUGAUAGGCAGGUUACCAUUACUGGAUCUGCCUCCAGCAUUAGCCUGGCUCAAUAUCUAAUCAAUGUCAGGCUUUCUUUGGAGACGGGUUUCAUGGGGAGUGGCUAGAACAAUGCAGACUCAUCCAUAAACCUUUUCUGCUGUUCACCUCCACCACCCAUGAUCCAUCCAUGUAGUUUCUGAACAGUCAGCGAUUCCAGGUUUUAAAUAGUUUGUAAAUUUUCAGUUUCUGCACACUUUAUCAUCCACUCGUGAUUUUUUAAUUAAAGCGUUUUAAUUCCUUUCUCUGUUCAGCUGUUAAUGCUGAGAUCAUAUUUAGUUUUAUAAGCUUCCCCCUUUUUUGUGUGUUUUUUUGGCUCAUGAAUUUUUGUUUGUCAUGGAAAAUGUAAGAGUGGAAUAUUAAUACAUUUCAGUUUAGUUCUGUAAUGUCAGGAAUUUUUCAAAAAAAUAUUAAAAGAUGGA
Messenger RNA from Dipodomys spectabilis (banner-tailed kangaroo rat), 1295 nucleotides. RefSeq names its product poly(rC)-binding protein 2-like. The coding region runs from base 60 to 941 and encodes 293 amino acids. Gene Ontology annotation, molecular function: mRNA binding; single-stranded DNA binding. Gene Ontology annotation, biological process: regulation of RNA metabolic process; regulation of gene expression. Gene Ontology annotation, cellular component: nucleoplasm; nucleus; cytoplasm. Lineage: Eukaryota; Metazoa; Chordata; Mammalia; Rodentia; Heteromyidae. The record is from RefSeq and is a predicted model, not a curated record. The transcript is spliced from 2 exons.